UGGGACUGUGCCGCAGGGAGCCAAGAGGAAGCGGCGGCGGCGGCGGCGGCAGCAGCAGCAGCAGCAGCAGCAGCGCUUGGGACGGAGCCCUGCUUCAAGCCCUCUGCUUUUCAUUCAAGGAAACAGUGGACAGCACACAAUUGUGUGCAUUGGUGACUGGCAGUAAUGGAUUACAGGGAGGAAAUUAUGAGCCAGAUAGUUCCAGGACAAUUUGAUGAUGCAGAUGCUUCGGACAGUGGAUAUGAACAGGUUAUUAAAGAAGCCCUUGAGAAGAAGGUGGCCACCAAAAUUGAGCAGUCGUUUUUGUGUGACGAAGAGGAUGUGGAGGAAUUUUAUGAGAGCAGUGAGGGUGAAGAAGAAGACGACUGGGACUGGGAUGAUGAUGCAGGAAGGGUGACCAAGAGAAAUCUUGUAUCUGGAGGAAGAAAUCCACAGGCAAAUAAACAGAUUUCUAGCUUCAAUGCAGCAAAAAUGUCCACUCCUACAGAUAAAGCCCUAAGAAAGUUUGAGCAUAAAAUCAAUCUAGACAAACUACAUUUUGCUGAUUCUGUUAUAAACAGAGUUACAGAGAAGUCCAGGCAAAGAGAAGCAGAUUUGUAUCGGGUGAAAGAUAAAGCGGACAGAGCGACAGUAGAACAAGUUCUGGACCCAAGAACACGAAUGAUCUUGUUCAAGAUGCUAACUCGAGGUGUCAUAGCAGAAAUCAAUGGUUGCAUCAGCACCGGGAAAGAGGCUAAUGUAUAUCAUGCCAGCACUGCAAAUGGAGAGAACAGAGCCAUAAAGAUUUAUAAAACAUCUAUUUUGAUGUUUAAAGACAGGGAUAAAUAUGUGAGUGGAGAGUUCAGAUUUCGCCAUGGAUACUGUAAAGGAAACCCAAGAAAAAUGGUCAAGACAUGGGCAGAGAAAGAAAUGAGGAAUUUAACAAGGUUGCACACAGCACAAAUCCCAUGCCCAGAACCCAUUAUGCUAAGAAGUCAUGUUCUUCUUAUGGGCUUUAUUGGCAAAAAUGACAUGCCUGCUCCUUUGUUGAAAAAUGCCCAGUUAUCAGAGUCAAAAGCUCGGGAGUUGUAUCUGCAAGUUAUCCAGUAUAUGAGAAGAAUGUAUCAGGAUGCCAAGCUUGUUCACGCGGAUCUCAGUGAAUUCAAUAUGCUAUAUCAUAGUGGAGAAGUAUAUAUCAUAGAUGUAUCCCAGUCUGUUGAACACGAUCAUCCACAUGCUUUAGAAUUCCUGCGAAAAGAUUGUACUAAUGUCAAUGAUUUUUUCCGGAAAUACAAUGUCGCUGUAAUGACAGUGAGAGAGCUCUUUGAGUUUGUUACAGAUCCAUCUAUUACCAAUGAGAACAUGGAUGCUUACCUUGAAAAGGCAAUGGAAAUAUCAUCAGGUAGAACAGAGGAAGAAAGGUCCAAUCAAGAUAAUGUGGAUGAAGAGGUAUUCAAGAAAGCAUAUAUCCCUAGAACUCUGAAUGAAGUGAAGAACUACGAGAGGGAUGUGGACAUAAUGAUGAAGUUGAAAGAAGAAGACACAGCUUUAAAUGUGCAGCAAGAUAAUAUUCUCUACCAGACGGUGACAGGGUUAAAGAAGGAUUUAUCUGGCGUCCAGAAGGUGCCUGCUCUUCUUGAAAAGAAAGAUGAGGCAGAAUAUGAUUCUGAUUAUAAUGACAGUUCUGACAACUCCGAAACUGAUUGCAAAGAACAGGAAGCAUCCAUGCAUCCUAAAGAUCAACUUGCUGAACCUGAUGUGGAUAAAAAGGAAAGAAAAAAGAUGACCAAAGAGGCACAGAGGGAGAAGAGAAAACACAAGAUCCCAAAGCAUGUGAAGAAACGAAAAGAGAAGACUGCAAAGUUGAAAAAGGGCAAAUAAAUCAUGAUUGCCAUGAUGCAACAUUUGUUGUUCCUGACUGGAUGGACCAGUAUUGUGGUUGCAAAGUACUCCGCACGCAGACAGCUCAUUUAUCUUGGUGGGUAUCAAAGGAACAUUACAACAGAGCUCACUCUUACUGGUGACAAAGGCUGACUUCUGUACUCUUGCAUAUAUAUACAUAUAUGUACAUAUAUCCUACAGCUCACAUCAAGAAUGUAUUCUCUGGAGAAGUAAAAACAAACGGACAUUUCUAAGACA
This is a messenger RNA of Sceloporus undulatus (fence lizard), 2118 nucleotides long. It is a transcript of the gene RIOK1, whose product is annotated as RIO kinase 1. The transcript has 18 exons. Lineage: Eukaryota; Metazoa; Chordata; Lepidosauria; Squamata; Phrynosomatidae. The record is from RefSeq and is a predicted model, not a curated record. Gene Ontology annotation, cellular component: preribosome, small subunit precursor; cytosol. Gene Ontology annotation, biological process: maturation of SSU-rRNA. The coding region runs from base 166 to 1860 and encodes 564 amino acids. Gene Ontology annotation, molecular function: ATP binding; protein serine/threonine kinase activity.